GAUUUUUCAUUGCCGAUGCUAUAUAGUGUGCUUGACACAGGAAACUUCUUUGUCAUCCCUGGAUCACCAAAAGAUGUUUGGGCUGCUGAAAGCUACAAUAGGACCCAUUCCAAAUCCCAGUUAAGGGAGGAAUAUGGUUUUGAUAAAGAUGACAAACUUGUUCUAGUUGUCGGAAGUUCAUUCCUCUACAAUAAGCUAUCAUGGGAUUAUGUUUUACCAAUGCGAGAGAUGGAACCUUUGCUAAUAAAGUACACAGGAUUGAACAAUAUGAGUGAUAAACUAAAAUUCAUGUUUCUAUCUGGAAACACUACUGAUGGAUAUAUUUCAGUCAUGGCGAGCCACUGGGAGGCAGGUCUCUUUAACUAAAAGGGCAGAAUAGGCUUUGGAAGAAACAAUACAUGAAAACACUAAAGGAGAUGUUAUAUAUUUUUGGGCACACUUAACUGUGGAUGGUGGGCUUGCAGGAAGGAACAAUGCACUCACCUUUUGGUCUAUGUGCGACAUUUUGGAUGGAGGAAACUGCAGAAAUUCCUUCCAAGAUGCAUUUCGCAAAAUGUAUGGA
Messenger RNA from Cuscuta europaea, 562 nucleotides. The record is from the annotation of a GenBank genome assembly. Lineage: Eukaryota; Viridiplantae; Streptophyta; Magnoliopsida; Solanales; Convolvulaceae.